CGCACUCAGCGCGGACAUGGCUCCGGAACUCAAGCCUAUUGACCCCAAGCCACCACGAUGGGAGCCUACGUCGGAUCCCAACCACAUUACUGUCCCUGGUCUCGAUACCACCGCGCCGGUUUACGACCAGAUUGAGCAGAUUGAGCAGCUCAUUACGAUCAAGUUGCAGAAUAUAGACGCGAAUUUCUCCAAGAUACAACAUGUCAUGGCGGGCAGGAUAUUACCUGCGGUGAAACGGUACGGGGUUGGUUCUCAGCCUGUAAGGGAGGCUGCGCAGUUUUGGACGACAUUCUACGAACAAGCUGCACAGAUUCGGAUUCCUACCUACGACGACUACAACGCCACCCCGGACCAGGAAGAGGAGUCCGAACAGACGGAAGCCGAGACGGCUUCUGCUGAGCCCUCAACUCACUCAGAUACCGAGUCAGAAGCAUCCACACCCCAAGCCAAUCGUACGUUCAAUCCCGACGGCACGUCCUCGGAGGUGUCGUUCGCGCCACAAGCCGCGAUUUCGUCCACUCCGGCGACAUCCCGUACUCGUUCGCGAUCGCGGAAUGCCCAUGACAGUUACACAAGCCAGGGGUCUGAUCCUACCCCAUCCUGGACGGCCUCUCUCGAGUCGCCUCUCAUGCAACUCAACCGCGACAUCCGGAGCCUCUCUGAGGAUGCUUCCUUUGGGGUGCCAUCUACGAACCACCGCUCUAAUGCUUAUGAUGAAUCCGAAGAUGUUACGCAGUGCCCGAUCCUCCCGGAGGCCGAGUCCCAUGAACCGCAGACCGCACGGCCUCGGGAGAAAGGCAAAGGCCGUGAACCUCAACAGCUGUUACAGAACGUGCUACGCAGGAACGCAAACACAUCAACAGCCUCGGGAUCCAGCGCUGGUAGCCGCCUGACCUCUCCGCUGAAGUUCAAACCUAAGACUCCAGUGCUCAAGACGCUGAAUCCGUACCUCCCCCCAGAUACAGACCCUUCUGACUGGAAGGGUGUUAUCAAUCUCUCGGACCCUGCCUCAGCGACGCCUAGACGAACCACAGGCCUGCCCGCCUCUUCUGUCAAGCUGUCGGGGUUCAAACCUUCCGCGACAACCCAUACCAUCGGACUUGCGCGGGGCAGGACAAAGACGCCGCCCCCAUCGGGGGAGGACUCGUUCGACGAGAACUUCGGGAUGUCACCGCCCGUGAUGACGGACUAUGCCAGACUUCCGCAGCUGGGACGCACGCCCAGGAAAGAGGCCGCCGAGAGGAUCAUGAAGGACCUUCUAGACGUCGAACGACGAGGGGUAUUCGCGCCGCCUGGGACAGGUGCCAGACGUAAUGUCGGUCCAGGGCAGGCGAGAGGUGGCACGGAAAGUAGUAUGAGCACCAUUCCGACGCCGCCAUCAAUGACUCGGUACUCGCGCUCCCCGUACGUACCAGCAGGCUCAUCCGAGACUAGCAGCAGCGUGGUGGACCCGAGCCUGGACAGCCUCAUGCGCCGCGUGGGCCUCAACGUCCCGGGUUAUGGCAACACACUUCCGCCAACCACCUACAGGGCUCCCGCGCCUGAACCCUCACGCGCCCCCGUGUUCAGUAGCCUUUCUUCUGCGUCGUCCCUGCCCUCAUUCCACGGCGCCGCCUCCUCCAUACGUGCGCCACAGUCCGCCGCGCCCCCACUGGAUCCUGUGCAGACGCCGGAACAGCCCCGAUACGACGACUUUUACGACGAUGAGGUUAUCGGACAGGCUGGCGAGAUGGACCCGGAUUCCUCGAACGAUUCCCUCGACUACGACGAGGAAGCGCACAACACCGCGAACCCAUCGGCGGCGUUCCUGCUUGCGGCGCAGCGCCCGUCCUUUGAGGACGACGAAGAUGACUCGUUCGACUCUUCCAUGGGGGACGAUGACCCGGGUGACGAGGAAAGCGGUAUGGCGCCCAUUCAUCCGUUCCUGGCAGGCGCCCAGCCAUCCGAGGAGGACUCGUUCGACGAUGACUCGUUUGACGACGUCGGAUACGGACCGGGUGGAGAGGAGGAGACGGUGUUCGGCGUCGCCCCCGCGCAGAGGCUGCAGCAGCAAGCACAACAGGCAGCGCAGUUCAGGAUGCUUGGGGAGGACCUCCUGCAGGACACGAUCGGGAUAGGGUCGCAGAUGGCGAUGGCGGGGCGAGUGGAUGAGAGUCCGACGCCGUGGAUCCCCGGCGGCCGCGACUGAGCUGUACUCGCUGGGAACUGUCGACGUCGUGCAGGUUAGCUGACAUGUUGUAUAUACCCCUUGCUUCGCUCUUCGAUGUAUUCUCUCACUCUGACGGUCUCCGCCCCGCUGGUGCGUUCCCAUGGAGGCGUAAUCUCAUGCGAAUAUAUACGAGUC
Messenger RNA from Trametes versicolor FP-101664 SS1, 2344 nucleotides. RefSeq lists its product as uncharacterized. Lineage: Eukaryota; Fungi; Basidiomycota; Agaricomycetes; Polyporales; Polyporaceae. Gene Ontology annotation, biological process: attachment of spindle microtubules to kinetochore. Bases 17 to 2188 code for a protein of 723 amino acids. The record is from RefSeq and is a predicted model, not a curated record. Gene Ontology annotation, cellular component: mitotic spindle; DASH complex; mitotic spindle pole body. The transcript is spliced from 3 exons.